Molecule: messenger RNA, 3429 nt
Organism: Belonocnema kinseyi
Lineage: Eukaryota; Metazoa; Arthropoda; Insecta; Hymenoptera; Cynipidae
Product: MOXD1 homolog 1
Exons: 10
Coding region: 395-3091 (898 amino acids)
Biological process (GO): octopamine biosynthetic process; norepinephrine biosynthetic process; dopamine catabolic process
Cellular component (GO): secretory granule membrane
Molecular function (GO): dopamine beta-monooxygenase activity; copper ion binding
Source: RefSeq, a predicted model, not a curated record
CGCGCAACAUGUAUGAAUCAGCUAUGAGAAACGAGCCUUCACCAAAGGACGAUCUCGAAGACGAAAAACGCUGAUGAAAAGAAUUUAUUUUUCUACUUUUACUUCGAUAAGAUUCUUGAAAAUUAUUGUUCUUUCAUCAAAUCACAUUCAAUAUUCGUCGUAAGUGUUCUAGUGUCCAAAGUUAUAAGAUUUAAGUUUAGCGCGAAACUCAAAAUUCGGUGGAGACUUUUCUAUUCUGGAUUCUGUUAUUAAUUUAUUAUUAACUAAGUUAUUAAAGAAGUUACAAUUAAAUAAUUUAUUGUUAAAUAUCUAUGAAAAACCUAAUUUGAAACAAAUCAAAAUAUUGGAAGAAAAGUGAAUCAGUGAAAUCAAAUGAAAGUGUAAAAACAACAAAAUGUUGCUCUGCAAGGUAGUUUUGUUGUUUUGUACCCACUGGAUAGUCGGUGGGGACCUUCUUGAUCUUUAUGUGGAGCACAUGGACGAGACGAUGAAGACCCUUGAGUAUAAAACAAGCCACCCCAAAGACCUAAGAAACAGGUCAAGAAAUAAGAGAAGUGCCAUCGAGGGGCCUUUCUUCAGAAUUGGAAACUACAGAAGACAGCGUCUUGACGUGGACGAAAAUUGGAGCAGGAUAAGAAAAGCUAAGGCGAAGAACCAAAGAAAACCCCUCAAGGGUGAUGGUCUCGAAUUUCCCAACAAGCAGGAAAUGAAUCCAGGCCAAGACCAGCAUGAAUUUUUGAAUAAGAUUGAAAAUGAGCCUAAGAUAGGAAUGCCUAUGAUCAAUGGAAAAGACCAACUUGCUCUUUUUCAGACUGAAGAGAUUUUACUCAAAGAAAAAUUUGCUACAAAACCUUUUUCUCAUAAAGAGCGUGAGGAACUUGAUGAACAAUCCCAAUUCGAAAUUAUUGGCUCUUACCCAAAUGAGAGGGAGGUUCCUCCUUUGAAGAAAAGUCCUAAAUUUUGGAAUAGGGUGCCGAAAAAAUAUUUACCAGCUGCUAAAUAUUUAAAGGCUGACUUUAAGAAUGAAAAGAAAAAUGAGCGUCGGGUUUUUGAGGAAAGUGUCAGAGAAAAAAGAAGUUUAAUUUCAGAAAAUAGUGUUAAGGAUGUUGAAUUCAGUAGAAUUGAGGUUCUGGAUAAUGAUGGAGAUGUAGUGCUUGAGUGGGAUCCUUCUGACGAGGAGAUUAUCACUUUUAAGGUCACUGCAAAAACUUUAGGAUAUGUUGGAAUCGGAUUCAAUGAGAAGAGCCAUAUGAAAGGAGCUGAUCUGAUUUUGGCAUGGGUGAAUGAUCACACGCGACAAGUCAAUUUAUUGGAUUCUCAUGGUCUCAAAGAGGCAAAUACUGCACCAGUCACUGACGUAUCCCAAGAUGUUACUGCCAUAAGUGGGAACCAAAAUGAUACUCACACGACGAUUAUUUUUUCAAGAAAAUGGCUGACUUGUGAUCCAGAUGAUAAGCAAUUAACGGGAGACACGAUUAGGGUACUGUGGGCAUUGCAUCCUACCGAUCCUGAACUGAACUCGGCAGCCUUUCAUGGAGAAAAACGAGGAGGCAGGGCCUUACGACUUAAGGCCCCUGCUCCACAUCCCCCACCACCUCCAAGAACAGCGGAUGUUCAGCAUUGGGAUGUUAAACUUAAUCAGUUUGCCGUUUCAAAUAGCACAGACACAGAGUACUGGUGCAAAAUUUUCAAGGCACCAGUGGCUGGUAAACAUCACAUGAUCGGAUACACACCGCUUGUGGAGAAGUCGAACGAGGGCCUCGUACACCACGUGAUUCUAUACGAAUGCGUUUCGACGUCACCGACCCUCGGAAAACAUACCAAACUUGCUGGAGCGCAUUGCUACAGCCCGACGAUGCCAAGAGAAUGGGAAUCCUGUCUGCAACCAGUCCUCGCCUGGGCUCGAGGAAGCAAGGGUGAAUGGUUCCCAGAACACGUCGGAAUCCCAGUAGGCGAACAUAAAGAGGGAACAUAUUAUAUGUUGGAAGUUCAUUACAAUAAUCCACUUCGUAGAACAAUAAUCGACAGUAGUGGAGUGAGAAUUCACUACACUUCUAAUUUUCGGAAAAAUGAAGCUGGAAUCCUCGUAGCUGGUGUAGCAGUGACUCCUCUUCAUGUCGUUCCCCCAAAACAGGAAACGUAUGCAACUGCUGGAUAUUGCACUCCCGAUUGCACAAAUAUGAUGUUCCCAGAUGAAGGUAUCAAUGUUGUCUCUGUGGUUCUGCAUUCUCAUUUGGCUGGACGAAAAUUAAGUUUGAAGCACAUUCGAGAAGGCACUGAACUUCCAACAAUAGUUCAAGACAACCAAUUUGAUUUUGAUUACCAACAAUCACACACUUUGGAUAAAGAAGUUAAAAUUCUUCCUGGAGAUGAAAUAGUUGCUGAGUGUGUUUAUGGCACUCUGGAUAGGCCUAACGCAACUUUGGGAGGAUAUGCGGCUGAUCAGGAAAUGUGUUUGGCUUUUGUGGUCCAUUAUCCUAGAACUGAGUUGGCCGCUUGUUACAGUAUGACACCAGUCAGAGAUCUUUUUAAAACUCUGGGCAUCACCAGCUUCAAGGGAAUCUCAAUGGAACAUUUGGAAAAGCUUUUUCUGACCACUGGAUUUGAUGCUUUGGCUCUACCAAACAUGCAGCUUUCAAAUUAUCAAGCACUACAAGCAGAUGAUCAGAGUGAUGAGGGUCUGGUUAAGAAAACUGAGUCUGCUUUGAAAAUAAUGAGAGAUUACACAGAAGCGAAAAAUAAUGAUAUGCUGUUUACCACUCUUGUUAUUGAAGAUCCUCCAGAAUUUAGAGGUCGCACUUUGGCAGAACAUAUGCAAGCUUUGCCUUGGACUGAAGAACUUCUUGCGCGGUCUAUUGAAAAAAACUUGUACCAUGGAAAACAUAUGACUUUCUGCAGAAUGAGGAACGACAAUCUUGCUAUGCCUGUAGCAGUACAAAUGUUCCCGAACUUCACAGCUCUUCCUAUACCGAACAACACCAUAUGCACUGAAAUAAGAAGAUUGACCAGUUCUGCAGAAACAACACCAUCUCCAUUUUCAUUCAUUUUAACCAUGACAUUGACUGUUUCCCUUUUAUGGACACUUGUUUGACAAUGAAGAUUGAAAUCAAAGAUUCGACUUCGAAAGCGAAAGGCUUUCUGUGUAUAUUUUUAAAACUGUAAAUUGGCUCUGAUUUAUUUAUUGUAGCUACUGCGAGUUUCUUAUUAUUUUUAAUGUAAAGGUUUUAACAAUAUCGGUUGUUCGAAACGGACCGAUGGAAUUUGUAUGAAACACUUUGGCGGCUCGAAGAACAUUCUCACGGAUGAGAAGACAAAGUUUUCGAAAAAUCUUGUGUAUGCCGCCUCUAGUUUGUAAAACGACAUGUAAAUAUAUUUAUAUAAGUCCUAAAAUUGUAACUUUUAAGUGAUUUUUGUAACGCGUGUUUUGUA